GCCGCGCAGCGUGUGACGCCGCGGCUGCUGCGGAGCUGGGGAUUAAUGGGAAAAGUUUUGGCAGGAGCCGGAGGAUCCUGUGGAGCCUGCGGGACGGCAGUGGUGGCGCGGGAGGCGGCCAGGACAGGUCUUCCCUGGUCAGGGAAAACAGUGUUUUGUGGUGUUUUGGGCAUGUACGUGGUACUCACGCAGUGGCUUCUGCUCACCAACAGAUGAGGACAGAUGCAUCAAAGAGGUUGACAGGAACCACCCUGUAGAGGUCCAUCUGAGUUCAGACCCAGAUGAUGCCAGAACUAUGACCGGGCCUGCAGGCGUGGCGCCGAGGGGAAAUAAGCCAUGGAGCAGCCACCGGAGGAAGCCCCUGAGGUUCGGGAAGAGGAGGAGAAAGAGGAAGUGGCAGAGACACAAGGAGCCCCAGAGCUCAAUGGAGGACCAGAGCACUCACUUCCUUCCAGCAGCUAUACAGACCUCUCCCGGAGCUCUUCGCCACCAUCACUGCUGGACCAGCUGCAGAUGGGCUGUGACGGGGCCUCAUGUGGCAGCCUCAACAUGGAGUGCCGCGUGUGUGGAGACAAGGCAUCAGGCUUCCACUACGGUGUUCACGCGUGCGAGGGGUGCAAGGGCUUCUUCCGUAGGACAAUCCGAAUGAAGCUGGAAUAUGAGAAGUGUGAGCGGAGCUGUAAGAUCCAGAAGAAGAAUCGCAACAAGUGCCAGUACUGCCGCUUCCAGAAAUGCCUGGCACUGGGCAUGUCGCAUAAUGCCAUCCGCUUUGGCCGGAUGCCAGAAGCCGAGAAGAGGAAGUUGGUGGCAGGGCUGACAGCAAGCGAGGGAAGUCAGCACAACCCACAAGUGGCUGAUCUGAAGGCCUUCUCCAAGCACAUCUACAAUGCCUACCUGAAAAACUUCAACAUGACCAAAAAGAAGGCCCGCGGCAUCCUCACGGGCAAGACCAGCCACACGGCGCCCUUUGUGAUCCACGACAUCGAGACAUUGUGGCAGGCAGAGAAGGGCUUGGUGUGGAAGCAGCUGGUGAAUGGCCUGCCACCCUACAAGGAGAUCAGCAUACACGUCUUCUAUCGCUGCCAGUGCACCACAGUAGAGACUGUGCGUGAGCUCACCGAGUUCGCCAAGAGCAUCCCCAGCUUUGGGAACCUCUUCCUCAACGACCAGGUGACCCUUCUCAAGUAUGGCGUGCAUGAGGCCAUCUUCGCCAUGCUGGCCUCCAUUGUCAACAAGGACGGGCUGCUGGUGGCCAACGGCACUGGUUUUGUCACCCGUGAGUUCCUGCGCAGCCUCCGCAAGCCUUUCAGUGACAUCAUCGAACCCAAGUUCGAAUUUGCUGUCAAGUUCAAUGCCCUGGAACUUGAUGACAGUGACCUGGCUCUCUUCAUUGCAGCCAUCAUUCUGUGCGGAGACCGGCCAGGCCUCAUGAACGUGUCCCAGGUGGAGGCCAUCCAGGACACCAUCCUGCGUGCCCUCGAGUUCCACCUGCAGGCCAACCACCCCGACGCCCAGUACCUCUUCCCCAAGCUGCUGCAGAAGAUGGCUGACCUGCGGCAGCUGGUCACAGAGCACGCCCAGAUGAUGCAGCGGAUCAAGAAGACUGAGACGGAGACCUCGCUGCACCCCUUGCUCCAGGAGAUCUACAAGGACAUGUACUGAAGUGCAUACCCAGGGCCUCCCAGCAGGCCUCUGGGGGCUGAGAAUACGGAGCAGGCAGACAGUGCUGGGACAGGUGCCACUCACGGGACUUUCCUGUUGGCCAGCCCUGCAAACAGCAUGGCACAGGAGCAGUGGGAUCACACAUACUGGUGUGCUCAGGCCCAUGGUCUCUCGUUCUCCAUAUUCCCUUCUUCCUUCUCCCUUCGUCUCCUUCUCAGUUCCUCUUCUCUAAUUUCUUUACCCUUUCUCUUCUACAGGUUCCUCUCUUCCUUCCUCCCUUUCUUUCUCCCGUCUCUUUGUCUGUCCCUCUUUCUCUUUCUCUGAGACAGUUUGUGUUAUUUCACCAGCAGCAUAGAACAAGACCUCUGCUUUUGCCCCCCGUCCCCUGGAGCAGAAGGGAGUGGGGCCUACCCUCUGCGUGAAGUCACCUGCAAGGGUGGCGGCCUCAUCCUGUUCCUGUCUUCACAGCGAGGGACUUGAGCCAUCCAAAGAAACACUAAGCUCUCUGGGCUUAACUUCCUGGGGAAGCUGAGCAUGGUGUGGGCUGACUGCAGCAGUGGCCCCUAGUCACUGGGUCCCUAUCCUGAGGGCCAGGAUACCUCCCCAAGGCUGAGGCUGGCACCCCCUGACCCAACCGACCCUGCUCCAGCAGCACGCUUCCCCCCCACUGACACCCAACAUCCUUUUUGUUCUUUUCACCGGUCUUCCAGGCCAGUGUCACUAAUGGCCCCCUGCGCUGGCCGCUGGUGGGUCCCCCCGCAACCUGGAAGGAUGUGGGAUUUCCUCCAGGUGGGGGCUCCCACACCCCUAUUGAAGAGGAGUGAGCCUCAAGUAGGCAGAGGUUGUUGAGGAAAGCAGAGAGCAGUGAACUUAACUCUGACCCCAGGCAUCAGGGUCAGCCCUCCAUCAGCACCCCACACUCUGCCAGCAGUCUGCAGCAGCCUCUAAGUCCUGCCUUUGUUUUGUCAGCACCACAGAUCUCAUCUCUCUCCCAGGGCCAAGGCCUUGCCUCACACAUGACCACGUUCCUUUGUCUAGCCAGGAGAUGCUAGCACUGGCUCGAGCUCAGCUGAAGCUCAGGCCCGUCCCCCACACACACUCCCUGGAGCUGCCACUCCAGCACACACCACAAGCACUGAAUUCACUUUAUCCGCAGGUUCCACACCCCUCACCCUUCCCUCUGUAAGGCAGGUACAUGCUGAGAGGAGCCUACAGGUGGAUAGGCAGAGAGCUAUGCACCCCUGUUCCCAGGGAUGAACCAAGUCUGUUUAUUGUGACAUCUAUUUGUCCCAACCACUCUGCUACCCUCCCCUUUCCCUGUAUUCAGCCCAGCUGGUCACCUAGAACCUUGCACAGCCUCUGGUCACAGGGACCUUGCCGGGCUAGUCCCACUCCUCUGGCCUCUGCCCCUCCUCUCCACCUCCCCAGGUACACUCAGUGCCCCAGAGGAGGGGCUAAAGCACAGCUAGUAGUGCUGUUUCUGAGCAGGAGGGCAGAGAGCCCCGCUAGGCUGCUUUUCCGGGGAAGAAACUGGCUGGAGGGCUGAGGGACUGGCUAGGAUCUCUGAGAAAGGUGGUUGAAAACCUGGGGUUAGAGCCCAGGAUUCCUGGGUCCUCUGUGGCCCUCCUUCGAAAGGGGCCUUUCUGACUGACUGCAGCUCUGGGAAGAAAUGCCCUAGAGAAAGGACAGUCCCAGUGUCUGCGCUGGCCAGCACUAUGGCCCCCCAUGCCCAAGGAUCACUCUGCUGGCAAGAUUCUUCCCCCUCUCCUCCCACCCUCGCUGACCAGGGAUUUGGGUUAGGGGUGUUUCCUUUGGGCCAGCACUGUGAAGGGAGAGAAGCUGUGCCUGACCUCCCCCUCCCCCACCACCUGCCCCAUCUCUAUCCCCCGCCUAGUUCUGGUGCUGAGAAUACAGCUCUUCUCGGUGUCUGAACAGUCUCCAAAAUUGAAAUGUAUAUUUUUGCUAGGAGCCCUAGCUUCCUGUGUUUUUAAUAUAAAUAGGGUGCACAGACAGAACUUUAAAUAAAUGAGAAUUAAAUAUUUAAGAGCUGA
Pteropus alecto (black flying fox) is the source of this 3713-nucleotide messenger RNA. It is a transcript of the gene PPARD, whose product is annotated as peroxisome proliferator activated receptor delta. Gene Ontology annotation, molecular function: RNA polymerase II cis-regulatory region sequence-specific DNA binding; zinc ion binding; nuclear receptor activity. The coding region runs from base 337 to 1662 and encodes 441 amino acids. Gene Ontology annotation, biological process: regulation of lipid metabolic process; hormone-mediated signaling pathway; positive regulation of transcription by RNA polymerase II. Gene Ontology annotation, cellular component: nucleus. NCBI's taxonomy places the organism in Eukaryota, Metazoa, Chordata, Mammalia, Chiroptera, Pteropodidae. The transcript is spliced from 8 exons. The record is from RefSeq and is a predicted model, not a curated record.